AAUCAAUGUCUUAGAGCUGAUAAAGAAGAGAAGAUCAAGGCCAUGUGGGCGUGCUACGUGUCCUUCUGCCUGGAGAGGUUCAAGAGGAAAACCAACAUCCAGCAGCUGAAGGAGAAGAGGCAGGAGAGGCUGCUGGUAGUGCUUCAACGUGCCCACGACUCCUCACUGCUGAAGGAGGACUUCUACAAGAACUGGCUGCAAGUCUUACUCUCAUCGGGAGACUCGGAGCAGACCGCUGCGGUUGCCAUGGCAGCCACCCAGCGCUACAGACAAUCUGUGGACGUGUGGUGUCUGGCCCUGCAGACGAUGGUGCGUCGGGGGAGUGGCGCCACAGGCAAGCUAUUCCAGGACGCCCUGACACACGUGAAUCCCAAGUUGAGUUUGCCCCUGUGGCAGCUGCAGGUGGGGUGGAGCAUGACAUCACAGAGCCCAGAGGAAAUUGAAGCCCUGUUUCAGAGAGGUCUGCUAUCUGAGGUGCCUGCCGUUUCCAUGGAGAUAAAGGAGAAAUACCUUGACUGGUCCUACAGGGCCGGAGGCUACAAGAAAGCCAGGAAGACCUUCACCAGUUUGCGUGAGAGCCGGCCCUUCUCCAAGGCCUUUUUCACCAGAAUGAUCCAGAUGGAGAAAGCUCAAGAGACUCCCAAGACGAGCAACCUGAGGGACUUCUAUGAGAGAGCCCUGAGGGAAUUCGGCUCCACAGAUGAUGAUCUGUGGCUGGAGUAUAUCAGAGAGGAGCUUGGGCCCAGCGGCCAGCCAGAAAACUGUGGGAAGAUCCACUGGAGAGCCUUGAAGCUGCUGGAGGGGGAGAGUGUAGAGAGAUUCACUUACCAGUACACCCUGCUGCAGACUGGACACAUCUAGAACACACUUUAUAUGAUGAGUUAAAUUUGUACUUUACAUUUCCUUGCAUUUUGUAUUCAACUUGGUGUUUCAUGCAAGUUUACAACUUGAAUCAUUUUAUUUUUUGAAGAGUUAUGUUAAUGUACAUAUCAGUAAAAAUAACAUUUAGGUAUUUACAAAACAUGAACUUUGUCGCUGUUAACUUGAAAUAAAACCAUCCCUACAGUC
Salvelinus fontinalis (brook trout) is the source of this 1068-nucleotide messenger RNA. RefSeq names its product U3 small nucleolar RNA-associated protein 6 homolog. The transcript has 9 exons. NCBI's taxonomy places the organism in Eukaryota, Metazoa, Chordata, Actinopteri, Salmoniformes, Salmonidae. Gene Ontology annotation, biological process: maturation of SSU-rRNA from tricistronic rRNA transcript (SSU-rRNA, 5.8S rRNA, LSU-rRNA). The record is from RefSeq and is a predicted model, not a curated record. The annotation marks the transcript as partial. Gene Ontology annotation, cellular component: small-subunit processome; Pwp2p-containing subcomplex of 90S preribosome. Gene Ontology annotation, molecular function: protein binding; snoRNA binding.